Schizophyllum commune H4-8 is the source of this 926-nucleotide messenger RNA. RefSeq lists its product as uncharacterized. The record is from RefSeq and is a predicted model, not a curated record. Gene Ontology annotation, cellular component: nucleus. The coding region runs from base 17 to 736 and encodes 239 amino acids. Gene Ontology annotation, biological process: positive regulation of neuron differentiation. NCBI's taxonomy places the organism in Eukaryota, Fungi, Basidiomycota, Agaricomycetes, Agaricales, Schizophyllaceae. The transcript is spliced from 7 exons.
CUCAGCUCCGUCCACCAUGGCGUCCCAACAGCCACAGUACAUUCAGUACAAGCCUCCUAACCAGGAACAGCAUGCCGAGUCGUCCCAGCAGGCUCAACAGGCCCAGCCCCCUCAAAUGCAACCCCCCGCUCAGCCACAUCAGUUGCAAGCGAGCACGUCGCAGCACCCUAUACCGGCAAACUCGAGCGAGUGGGCGAGGGAUCUGGUGCAGCUGGCGAAGACGGCAGAGCUGAAACGCCAUGCAUUGACGUUGCAGAUGCAUACGGCGCAUAUUCUGAGCGCGCAUGCAUCGCUGGAACAGAAGUCGAAGAUGAUUCAGGAUCUGAAGGAGCAGAAGAACAAGCUCGAGAGCGAGCGCAAUCGCUUGCUGAACUGCUUGCGGGAGGUCAACGAAGACCGAGACAAGGCCGAACUCAUGGAACUCAACAUGGACGCCGAAUGUACUACCCUACGCCAGCAAAUAGCCGCACUCACCGAAGGCGAGUACGCCAACGCAAAGCGCGAAGUGGACGCCAUACGCGCCGAGCUGGGGCAAGCACCACUACCAACCCUGCAGAAUACGAUAGACGAGAAGACGUCGCAAUACCUCACACAACGACGCCUUAGCGGUGUCAAGCGCCCGGGCUCCCCGCAACCGGGCCAGCCCGCCAAGCGCCCUCGCGGCCGGCCAAAGGGGAGCAAGACGAAGAAGCACCAUACGCAGCCGGCAGGGGAGAGCGCGAGCGCGCCGCAGUAGCUUCGUCUUCUUCGACAUCGAGCAGCAUCAUCCGUUUGCAAGCCACUAUGGGUACGCAACGGGCAUGCGCUGCGUGACAGUCCGCAUAUUGCCGUCGAUUCCCUUGUAUCUCUGUACACCUGCUCUUGUAUGUCAUUCGCUGAUAGGCUUUUCGAUCCAGUCGAGCGACCGUACGAGUCGAGAAUCCGCA